This is a messenger RNA of Fonsecaea multimorphosa CBS 102226, 999 nucleotides long. RefSeq lists its product as uncharacterized. The coding region runs from base 1 to 999 and encodes 332 amino acids. The record is from RefSeq and is a predicted model, not a curated record. The transcript has a single exon. Lineage: Eukaryota; Fungi; Ascomycota; Eurotiomycetes; Chaetothyriales; Herpotrichiellaceae.
AUGCCGAUCACCUCGGACGACCAACGCAUCCGGCUGGUCAGGACGGCCUUCGUGACGUACUACCACCGCGACGUGCACAAGGCGUCCAAGUUCCUGCUCGACUUUGGAUUUGAGAUCGCGGAGCAGCGCGGCGACGAGGUCAUCUUCUUCAAGGGCUACGGACCGGACCCGUACUGCUACGUGGCACGGCGCGCCGACGACGAGAAGGGGCCCCGAUUCGGCGGCGCCGCGUACCUGGUCGAGUCGGAGGCGGAGCUCGAACGGGCAACCAAAACCAUCCCGGGCGCGUCGGCGAUCAGCAAGUUAGACGCGCCUGGGGGAGGGAGCAUCGUCACGCUGAAGGACCCGGUCGGACACCUGGUGCACCUGGUUCACGGGAUCCGCGAGGAGAAACCCAGCGAAAGACCCGCGGAGGACAAGAACCUGCAGAAGCUGGUGGUCAACUACGAGGACGAGAAGCGGCGGGUGGGCAAGUUCCAGCGGUUCCAGAGGGGGCGGCCGGCGCCCGUGCACAAAUGGGGCCACUACGGCGUCAGCUACCCGCCGGGCAUGUACCAGGACAUGGUGGACUGGUACACGGGCCACCUGGCGCUGGCGUUCAGCGACAAAGUGACCAUCGGCGGCAACGAGGCCGUCUCCUUCUUCCACAUCGACCGCGGCCUCGAGUACACGGACCACCACUCGUUCUACAUCAAGCCGACGCGGAGUCCCGACGAGAAGCCCGAUGUCGCCCACAGCGCCUUCGAGGUGCACGACUACGACAUCCAGCAGCUGGGCCACAAUUACCUCGAGUCCAAGGGCUAUAAGCUGUCGUGGGGGGUCGGCAGGCACGUCCUGGGCAGUCAGAUCUUUGACUAUUGGUACGACGAGUCCGGCUUCGAGCUGGAGCAUUAUGCAGAUGGAGACCUGGUCAACUGCGAGACCGAGGUCACGGUCCAGGAGAAUGGGCCGCAUACCAUGUAUGUCUGGGGACCGCCGAGGCCGGCGGCACGAGGAUGA